Penicillium paradoxum is the source of this 414-nucleotide messenger RNA. RefSeq lists its product as uncharacterized. The record is from RefSeq and is a predicted model, not a curated record. The transcript has a single exon. NCBI's taxonomy places the organism in Eukaryota, Fungi, Ascomycota, Eurotiomycetes, Eurotiales, Aspergillaceae. The coding region runs from base 1 to 414 and encodes 137 amino acids.
AUGGCGUCGAAAAUACAACAAAUCAGUAUCGACGCCGCCUGCAUAUUCAGCAGGCUCAUGCCAGCUUUGCCACGGACAGCAACACCACACCCGGCUCCUGGGGAACUGGGAACACUAUAUGAUUCCCUGGGAGCUGGAAAUAAGAAUCGGCACACACAUUUCGGCGUCAACAAUGAAACCACAAACCCAAAUCUGACGCAGCCUGCUCUCAGCAGGUUCAUGCCAAUUCCGCUGUCCAGCGACUACACACCGGCUCCUGGGGACUGGGAACAUCAAGUGAUCCCUGGAGACCUGGUCAAACAACGUCGCGCAAAGACAUCUCCGGUCCGGCCUACACUUCAACAGGCUGACCAUGCCCACUUCGCUGCCCAGCGACAACACACCGGCUCCUGGGGGACUGGGAACAUCAAAUGA